Oryzias melastigma (Indian medaka) is the source of this 520-nucleotide messenger RNA. RefSeq names its product heat shock protein family B (small) member 11 (gene hspb11). Gene Ontology annotation, cellular component: cilium; centrosome; intraciliary transport particle B. The record is from RefSeq and is a predicted model, not a curated record. Lineage: Eukaryota; Metazoa; Chordata; Actinopteri; Beloniformes; Adrianichthyidae. Bases 52 to 456 code for a protein of 134 amino acids. The transcript has 5 exons. Gene Ontology annotation, biological process: intraciliary transport.
CGUUUUUGCUUUUGUUUAUAUCGAUAAUAGUUACUGAUAAACUCCGUGGGGAUGAUUGAUUCUUCUUUCAGCUCUUCUGGUGCCAAAGUCGUCCUGGCGUCUUCCAGCGAUGAGAGUCACCCACCCGAAAACAUAGUUGACGGAAACAUGAGCACGUUUUGGAUGUCCACCGGGAUGUUUCCUCAGGAGUUCAUCAUUCGUUUUAAUGAACCCACCACGGUUUCUGCAGUGACAGUGGACAGCUACAAUGUCAAAAAUCUGAAAAUUGAAAAGAACGCCUCACAAAGUGCUUCUCAAUUUGAAUCUGUUACAGAGAAAGAAUUUGAAUACACUGAGGGACAUCUUCAGACGAAUGCUAUUUCCCUUAAUCCCAGCAGUGCAAUCCACCUACGUUUUAUUAUCACUUCAGGAUAUGAUCAUUUUGUCUCUGUGCAUAAAGUCAGUAUAAAAAAUUAAAUGGGAUUUUGGGCAUUUGCAUUUAUUAGUGAUAAAAAAACCAAUAAAAUAAUAUUAAAAAUAA